AUGGCACUGUUCGGUACGCAGAAUCAACAGACUUCGACUCCGUCCCUGUUCGGCCAGUCAACAAACCAGACUCAGCAGGCUGGAAGCAUAUUUGGUGCCCAGCAGCAACCACAGCAACAGGGAAGCUCCCUUUUUGGGCAGUCAUUCCAGCAGAAGCCUCAAAAUAACUUAUUUUGUGGCAUUGGGCAGCAACAAAAACCAAGCCCGUUUUCUGGAUUCGGCACUACAGCGCAACAACAGCCACAACAACAAACCGGGGGGUUUACUCUUGGAUCUACCACGCAGCAACCGCAAAACCAACAAAAUGCGAGUCCGUUCGCAGGAUUCGGCACUACGCAGCAGCAGCAGCAGCCACAAGCGCAGACUGGAAAUACGUUCUCAGGCUUUGGUGCGGCCUCACAACAACAACCGCAGCAACAACCCCAGCUAGGACAAACUCAGGGAUUCUCACAAGCGGGUAGUUCGACAAUAUGGACUCCUGGCCAGGGAAUGACAGGAGUCCACCGAACCGUACCAAUGCAGAUAAUGAUCGUAAAGGACAAAUGGGACGCCACAAGUCGCUCAUCUCCGUUCCGGGGAUAUCUCUAUAAUAAUGUGGGCGAGGAAUCUGCGCCUUUUUUUCAGCCGGGUCCUAACGACGAUGAGAACAAGUGGGAGGAGGCAUUGAGAAAACGCCCAGGACCUGGCUACGUCCCUGUCCUUGUACAGGGCUUUUGGGAGUUGGGGAAGCGCACGCAAAGACAGAAAGAUUUCUUGUCAAUGAUGCAGACGCGGUUACAUGAAAUAAAUAACGCCUUGACAGAGUUAUUGUCACGACAUGACUUGACCAUAUCCGUCAAGAUCGCGGCCUGUCGGCGAAAACACAAAGUGCUGAGCCAGAGAUGCCUUGCCUUAGCAUCGAAGACACAGCUGUUGCGAAACCGCGGAUAUGCUAUGGAUCAGACAGAGGAGGAAUUGGCUAAGAAGCUGUUCCAGCUAGAGCGAGCAGUUUUUGACCCGUCCCUCAAUGGCAGAUCAGAAGAAAUUUGGGCGAGGAUGUUAGCUAUCCGGGAGAACUCAAAACGCCUUCAGCUCGAAAUUGAACGUACAGGAAACGACACAUCUAAUCAGGCAGAUGACUCUCUCGAUGAUGCAGCUCUAAAAACAGCUAAGAAGAUUCUCGAAGACUAUGCCACUCAGAUUCAGCAUUUGAACAAGGAACUUGCUGCUGUUCAAAAGGAUUUUGGAAACCUGGAGCAGUCUAUACCCUCCUAA
Molecule: messenger RNA, 1254 nt
Organism: Nannizzia gypsea CBS 118893
Lineage: Eukaryota; Fungi; Ascomycota; Eurotiomycetes; Onygenales; Arthrodermataceae
Product: nucleoporin nup44
Exons: 3
Coding region: 1-1254 (417 amino acids)
Biological process (GO): protein localization to nuclear inner membrane; nuclear pore organization; NLS-bearing protein import into nucleus
Cellular component (GO): nuclear pore central transport channel; nuclear pore
Molecular function (GO): structural constituent of nuclear pore
Source: RefSeq, a predicted model, not a curated record